UGAUUUAGGAAUUAGGAUAAAUUACUUAAAUACAAUUACGGACGGAUCCCUACAGGCUACUUGUAUUUGUUUAUUUUGGAAUAAGAAUUUGACGCGAAGAAUAUUUAUCCUAAAAUGGCAGCGCCUGGAAAAUGCAUUUUUGUUUCAGGCUCCCCAGGUGUGGGGAAGACAACUUUGAUAAUUAGAGUUUUGGAAAAUCUGAGAGCUUCAAAUCCCAAUUUGAAGGUCCAAGGUUUCUAUACUCGUGAAAUCAGGCAAGAAAACGAGAGGGUUGGUUUUGAGGUGAUUACUAUGAAUGAUCAAAGAGGUACUCUUGCUUCUAUUAACAAUCCCAGCCCCGAAUCUGCGAGGUGGCCUACUGUUGGAAGAUAUCGGGUGGAUAUAGCUUCGUUUGAAACUGUAGCUUUGCCGGAGUUGCAGAUUAAAGAAGAUACACACUUGUUUGUAAUUGAUGAAGUUGGAAAGAUGGAGUUGUAUAGUUCAUCAUUUCUUCCUGCAGUCUUGAGACUCUUGGACUCCAAUAUCCCUCUCUUGGCUACUAUACCAAUCGCAAGACAUGGUCGAGAUAUACCCGGAGUUGCAAGGCUGAGAAACCAUCCCAGGGCAACCAUCUACACGAUUAACCCUAAUAACAGGGAUGCACAUACGGAAAGGGUUUACUCUCAUGUGGUUGAUCUUUUCGCUAAGAAUUAGAAUCUACAGACAUGUGAAUAUGCGACGGUGUCUUUAGAGAUGGAAAAUCGUGUUCGAUAAGAAGCUCCAACUUAGUAUUCUUUCAUCCAUUUUGUUACUCCGUAGAAUAUAUGUUUAUGUCAAUUAAUUGAUGCAUGUAAGCACUGAGCAGGGAAGUUAGACAUUACGACUUUACGAGUUGUAGUUUUCUAUGUGUUCUUGGGGCCUUGGUUUGCCCCACUUCAAGCAUUUUGAAAAUACUGAAGAUUUGUUUAUCGUUUAUCACAACCUUCUUUUAGUCGCUCAAUUUUGAAAUCUAAAGAAUUGUAAGUUGUAGAAUUUUAUCAAUACAUGGGGAUUUAUAUGUUUACUCCGUA
This is a messenger RNA of Spinacia oleracea (spinach), 1049 nucleotides long. RefSeq lists its product as uncharacterized. Lineage: Eukaryota; Viridiplantae; Streptophyta; Magnoliopsida; Caryophyllales; Amaranthaceae. Gene Ontology annotation, molecular function: ribonucleoside triphosphate phosphatase activity. The coding region runs from base 115 to 693 and encodes 192 amino acids. The transcript has 6 exons. The record is from RefSeq and is a predicted model, not a curated record.